AUGUUCGCUUCUACCCUCUUUCUCUCACUCGUCGCCGCCGCCCUGGCCGCUUGCGACAACGCCGACAAGAACCACGCCGGCGCCGUGUCCCCCCAUGCCAAGGCCCAGUGCCCCCUCCAGUUCGAUGGCCGCAUCCCAAAGACCUUUAAGGUCGCCGACUUUGACACCUCGGCCAGCCCCUUCAGCUCCUCCAACGUGCUUGGAAAGGGCCUGAAGUUCAGCGAGAUUAUCCAGCUCCCCGGUGGCACCUCUCUGUUCGACGUCAACUCCACCCAACCCUUCGAGGUCACCAUUAGCGACAAGUCCAUCUUUGCCCCCAGCGCGACCAAUGUCCAGACCGGCUUCCGUCGCGCCGAGAUGCUGCCCGCCAGCAAUGACGGCAAGGACGCUUCGACCGACGGCAUCAAGACCCUUCACUUUAGCUUGCAGAAGGAUACCAAGCGUCUCCUGAACCAGUCGCACGAGUACCAGCUCGUCUUCCUCGAGAGCGCCGACUUCAGCACCAACCAGCUCGUCCUCAAGACCGGUACGAUCCUCGGCCAGAACACCGCCGACCCCGACACCCUCCAACUCUUUGGCAACCUCGGCUCCAACCCCGUUCCCGAGCUGUUCAAGACCAAGUUCACAUCCGACGUACACAACUUUGCCGUCAGGUUUGACUUCACCAAGAAGUACUACCCCCCCAUCCCCCACUUUGGCACGCAGUCUCUAGUUCGUACCACUAACCCUGAUUCAAGCACCACCGAGGUCUUCUACUCCAAGGGUAACUCUCCUCUGAAGUCGACUGGCGGCGCUGUUGCCAACAACAUUAGCGGUAAAGGUCAGUUCCACUUUGGGCUCCUCAAGAAGCCCGUCAACGGUGGAUCCGACAUCACCAAGAGCGGCGACCAGCCCUCUGGCAUCAACGAGGGCAUCAUCUACAGUGGCAUCUUCGAGGAGGACAGCUCCAAGGGCUGCAUCUCCCUCUCUCCUUAA
This is a messenger RNA of Colletotrichum orchidophilum, 975 nucleotides long. RefSeq lists its product as uncharacterized. The record is from RefSeq and is a predicted model, not a curated record. NCBI's taxonomy places the organism in Eukaryota, Fungi, Ascomycota, Sordariomycetes, Glomerellales, Glomerellaceae. Bases 1 to 975 code for a protein of 324 amino acids. The transcript has 2 exons.